AUGGAUGCAUCAACAUUUUGUGGUAGUAAAAAUGAUACUUAUUAUUGGUCUCAAAGUGAGACAGAAAUAUGCUGUCAAUUAAUAUUUAAUAAAUUAUUAUCAGAAAAUAAUGAAAAUAAAAAAUAUAUAAACCCAUUUAAUAUUAAAAAUUUAAAUGUUAAAAUUAAUACAAAAAAUAUUGAAAUAUUAUAUGAAAAUAACUUAUUAUUUAAUCGUAACUUAUUUAAGCAAAUUAAUCCAAAAGAAAGUACAUGGUAUAUUGAUAAGAUUGAUAAUAAAGAUUUACAUAUAAAUUCAUAUUCUGAAGAAAAUAUAUAUUCAUCUUAUAUAUUAAUAGUUAAUUUAGAGAAAAUGAAAAAAGGAUGGUGGAAUUCCUGCUUUGAAAAUGAUGAAUCUAUUAAUAUAAAUAAUAUUACAAGGACAAGAUAUUUCCAAGAUUGUGAUGAAAUAGUACAAAAAAAUAUAAAAAAAUUAAUUUAUGAUCAUGAACAGAAAUUAAAAGGUUUAUCAUUAUCUGAUAAUAAUGAAAUAUCAGAAAUUAUAAAAGAAGCAUGGGAUGCAGAAAAUUCACCAUUUAAAGGUAUACCAUAUGAUCCAAAUUUUGUUAAGAAUAUUAUAAAAUGA
Cryptosporidium muris RN66 is the source of this 624-nucleotide messenger RNA. RefSeq lists its product as uncharacterized. Lineage: Eukaryota; Apicomplexa; Conoidasida; Eucoccidiorida; Cryptosporidiidae. The transcript has a single exon. Gene Ontology annotation, biological process: protein folding. The record is from RefSeq and is a predicted model, not a curated record. Gene Ontology annotation, cellular component: cytoplasm. The coding region runs from base 1 to 624 and encodes 207 amino acids.